AUGGACACCAAUCGUCGCGUGGUGCUUGGCACGCCCGAACUCCUGGAGUGCAUCCUUCUCCAGAUGGACAUGAGGACUCUCCUGGCGGCCCAGCGUGUCUGCCGCGCGUGGAAUGAUAUCGUCACCACCGUACCCUCGCUCAGACAGAAGCUGUUCUUCCAGCCGGCACCACACUCCAACGCCAGAGAAAAGAACCCCCUGCUUGCCGAGUUAUUCCCUCAGUGGUUCGCGCAUGGCGAGUGGGCAAAUAGGCGCGAGACUUUCGCGGAGGAGGACCUGAAAACCCUGGCCUUUGUCCGCAAGGAGUUGAAUUCCGCCUUCCAGUACGAAAAGGCGAGCUGGAAGAAAAUGUUGCUAACCCAACCGCCAAUCCGAUCAUUCGUCUGCUUCCAGAUCUUGUACGUCAUGGAGGGGGAGAGUUGUGAUUUAUCAACUAUUUCGGAACAAGGUGAAACACGACAUGCACGUACUGGUGGGCAACUACCCGUUCCUGAGGCGGAGAGCACUGGAAAUCCCCUAACCAUGGAGACAUUUUAUCGGCAAGUGACAAAAAUAUUCGGGACAAGAAUCGGCGAUCCGUUCGAAUGGCUGUUUAUUUGGGACGACGAGACAGGCCAGGACCCCAUACCCGAUCACCUCGGUGGUUAUACUAUCGAAGAAGAGGUCAAGGAAACACUGGAAGAACUGCUGCGGAGGGACGGCUUGGUGAUGUUUGAGAAGGCGCACAUAGCCUGUACCGGGCCGAGUUGUGACUUUUUCCCCAGAGAGUACCACAUCGAUGACGGGCUGGUAGAUUUUUUGCGGGAGUGGGAUGAGAUGUGUGAAGAUGAGUUGCGUGAGGAUCAGUUGCGCAGGUCUACUUCAUGA
Molecule: messenger RNA, 867 nt
Organism: Clonostachys solani
Lineage: Eukaryota; Fungi; Ascomycota; Sordariomycetes; Hypocreales; Bionectriaceae
Source: the annotation of a GenBank genome assembly